Purpureocillium takamizusanense is the source of this 1620-nucleotide messenger RNA. RefSeq lists its product as uncharacterized. The transcript has 4 exons. Gene Ontology annotation, biological process: positive regulation of transcription by RNA polymerase II. NCBI's taxonomy places the organism in Eukaryota, Fungi, Ascomycota, Sordariomycetes, Hypocreales, Ophiocordycipitaceae. The coding region runs from base 1 to 1620 and encodes 539 amino acids. The record is from RefSeq and is a predicted model, not a curated record. Gene Ontology annotation, cellular component: nucleus. Gene Ontology annotation, molecular function: zinc ion binding; DNA-binding transcription factor activity, RNA polymerase II-specific; transcription cis-regulatory region binding.
AUGUCGGACAGGAAGUCGUGCUGGGAGUGCCUCAAGCGGCGGCUCGUGUGCGACUUCACGCGCCCGCGAUGCACCAAAUGCUCCGCGCGGGGCGUCUCAUGCCCAGGCUACGACCACAAGCCGCUGAAAUGGAUUGUGCCUGGGCAGACGAGGUCCAAGAGGCGUGGGGUGCGCAAGGACAGGUUGACGAGCGAUCAGAGGCGACGGCAGGAGGAGGAGGAGCACGAGGAGGGCCAUAUUGAAGGCCAGCUGGUCGUCGUGCCGCCAUCGAUUGACCUGUCGAGCGAGAUUACUUCGUUGUUCGAUGCCAUACAGUACUACAAUGAACACAUCUGCCCCGACAUGUUGGCCACGGGGGUGACCGGCUCACACAACCCCUUUUUCACGCCGCUCUCUACCGUCGGCGAUCUCCCCGACUCCAUCAAGGAAGCACUCAUAUCCUCUGCCCUCGGCCACCGCAUCCUCCAGAGCAGCAGCGAGCGUCCCGGCGAUGAGACAGCCGUCCUCGCGACCCGACUUCAGACACACCGGGGCGCCGCCAUUCGGACCCUCGCCGAUGCCCUCUCCCAGCCAAAGACGCAGACGAGCGACGCCAUGAUUGUAUCCAUUUUUGUGUUUCUGCUCGCCGAGAUCCAGCAGUCCAUCUCGACCAACUGGCGGCAUCACCUUGACGGCGCGGCCGCCAUCAUCCAGGAGCGAGGGGGUCUUUCGAAUCUUGUCAUGUCGCGGCCAUUGUUCCGCAACCUUCUACAGUAUUUCAUCCUCAUAGACGUGCUGGGCAGCACCACCGCGCCCGAGGUCGGCACAGACAGCGCUCGCAGGACUCUAGAGCUCGUGCCUCUGCUGCCGCUGUUGUUUGGUGACGGGCUCCAGACGUGCAUUCCGUGCCCGUCGGAGUUGGUACGAAGCAUCAUUCGCAUCAACGCGCAGCGAAACCGGCUCCAGCAACACGGGGCUGAUGCCCUGGGCCCGGGGGGUCCCGGCACGGAUCGACUGUCCGCUGGCCUGGAGCUUCUGCAGCAAAUCAGGCAGUUCUCCCCUCAGAGCUGGGCGGCCGAGAUCAAGUUGUCAGCCCUGCAGGGGGCGAGUCGGCGGCAGGCCAACAAGUUUGUCGCCGCGCAGGGGCUCGACCGUCCGUCGCCGAAAGGCACGGCCUCGUGGGACUGGCAACGCGUCGCCGCCGUGUACCAGGCAGCAGUCGCGCUGUACUGCAUCUCGAGUCUCCUCGGCACCGAGGUGGCGAGGGGCAUGCGACCGUCCGCCAACACGACGACAUAUAGCGACACCUGCGGCGGCGUCAACGCCAUGCGCGUCGAGUACUGCUCCUCCCUGCUGCGUGACCUGCGAGCCAUUGCGGGCGACGACGUCAACCCUCAGCUGCGCAAGAUGGUCAUCUGGCCGCUCGUCAUGGCGGGCAUCGAGGUAGAUCCGAUGGAUGAGGCCUCCCAGCGGUUCAUAGAAGGCGAGCUAGGGUGGAUGAGCCGCACGCUUGGCAUUGCAUCGCCACUCAUCGGAAGGCAGUUUCUGGGGCGCCUGUGGGCAUUUCCGGUGUCGUGGCACCAGAAGAGCGACCAGAGCUGGGAAGGCUUGUUUGAUAGACCAUACAUUUUUGCACUUUAG